Messenger RNA from Talpa occidentalis (Iberian mole), 1878 nucleotides. It is a transcript of the gene MPL, whose product is annotated as MPL proto-oncogene, thrombopoietin receptor. Gene Ontology annotation, molecular function: protein binding; cytokine receptor activity. NCBI's taxonomy places the organism in Eukaryota, Metazoa, Chordata, Mammalia, Eulipotyphla, Talpidae. Gene Ontology annotation, cellular component: membrane; external side of plasma membrane. The coding region runs from base 1 to 1878 and encodes 625 amino acids. The transcript has 12 exons. The record is from RefSeq and is a predicted model, not a curated record. Gene Ontology annotation, biological process: cytokine-mediated signaling pathway; hemopoiesis; positive regulation of cell population proliferation.
AUGGGCCAAGGCAGGCACACAGUGCCGGAGAAGAUGCCCUCCUGGGCCCUCUUGGUGGUCACCUCCUGCCUCCUCCUGGUCACCUCCUGCCUCCUCCUGGCCCCCCCAAACCUGGCACAAGUCACCAGCCAAGAUGCCUCCUUGCUGGCCUUGGACUCAGAGCCCCUCAACUGUUUCUCUCGAACAUUCGAGGACCUCACUUGCUUCUGGGAGGAGGAAGAGGCAGCACCCAAUGGAACAUACAAGCUGCUGUAUGCCUACCCAGGGGAGAAGCCCCGUGCUUGCCCCCUGAGCUCCCAGAGUGUACUCCCCUCUGGAAUCCGAUACACGUGCCAGCUUCUGGCCCAGGAUGAAGUACGUCUUUUCUUUCCAUUGCACCUCUGGGUGAAGAAUGUGUUUUUGAACCAGACUCUGACCCAGCGGGUGCUGUUUGUGGACAGUGUGGGCCUGCCAGCUCCCCCCAAUAUCAUCAAGGCCAUGGGUGGGAGCCAGCCAGGGGAACUUCAGCUCGGCUGGGAGGCCCCAGCACCUGAAAUCAGUGAUUUCUUGAGGCACGAACUGCGCUACAGCCCCAAGGAUCCCGGGAACUCCACGAGUCCCACAGUCAUGCAGCUGCUGUCCACAGAAACCUGCUGCCCGGCUCCACGGAGACCAAACCCAGCCCUGAACCAGCCUCCCUGUGCUCCGCACCUGAUGCCCCAAAAGGAAGGACCGGAGCUGACCUCCCCAACUAGAGAAGCUCCAUCUCUGAGAAUGAAGGGUGGAAGCUGCCUCAUCUCGGGGCUCCAGCCUGGUAACUCCUACUGGCUCCAGCUGCGCAGCCAACCUGAUGGGGUCUCCCUUCGUGGCUCCUGGGGAUCCUGGUCCCUCCCUGUGACCGUGGACCUGCCUAGGGAUGCAGUGGAAAUUGGACUCCAAUGCUUUACGUUGGACCUGAAGAAUGUUACCUGUCAGUGGCAGCAACAGGACCAUGCUGGCUCCCAAGGCUUCUUCUACCACAGCAGGGCACAGUGCUGCCCCACCAACUGGGACCCCAUCUGGCAGAAUUGUGAAGAGGAGGCGAUAACAAAUCCAGGAUUACAGCCCUCCCAGUUCUCCCGCUGCCACUUCAAGUCACAAAAUGACAGUGCUAUUCACAUCCUGGUGGAGGUGACCACACUGCAGGGUGCUGUUCACAGCUACCUGGGCUCCCCUUUCUGGAUCCACCAGGCUGUGCGUGUCCCCACUCCCAACCUGCACUGGAAGGAGGUUUCCAGUGGGCAGCUGGCUUUGGAGUGGCAGCACCCCUCAUCCUGGGCACCCCAAGAGACCUGCUAUCAGCUUCGCUACACAGGAGAAGGCCAACAUGACUGGAAGGUGCUGGAGCCGCCCCUCGGCGCCCAGGGCGAGAGCCUGGAGCUGCGCCCGCGCUCCCGCUACCACCUGCAGCUGCGCGCCAGGCUCCACGGCCCCACCUACCAAGGCCCCUGGAGCGCCUGGUCCGACCCAGUGAGGGUGGAGACCGCCUCCGAGACGGCCUGGAUCUCCCUAGUGACCGCUCUGCUGCUGGUGCUGGGCCUCAGCGCGCUCCUGGGCCUGCUGCUACUGAGGUGGCAGUUUCCUGCGCACUACAGGAGCCUGAGGCAUGCCCUGUGGCCUUCACUUCCAGACCUGCACCGGGUCCUCGGCCAGUACCUCAGGGAUGCUGCAGCCCUUAGCUCCGUGAGUGCACUCUCCUCCCUGCCAUUCUUGCCUGGAGCUGCAUCCUCACCACCUCAACACAACUUUUCUAAGAUCUUCGCCCACCAGUAUACCUUCCCAAGCCCAGAGGGACUACCGAGGAGUGCAGCCUUCUUGCCUGGGGACCAUGUCCCUGACUGUGUGCCCACUCACGGCUGA